AGCAGCGCUCUAGGGAAAAAAGCGGACCAAUCAGAAAGCAGUGCGCCCUCUUCGCGGUUCACCUGUUUAGUUCAUAACCUAACUGGACUCGCUGCCUGCUUCAGUAGUAAAACACGAACCGACGCGAUGGACAGUGGAACCGAACCGCUUUCUGUCUCCAUCCGCUGCAGAAAGUAGCGCCCCGGGUCAUGGCUCGGAGUCGAUCCGACUUCCUGCCGCUCCUGCCCCGCCGGAAUGCCCGGCUGGACUCGUUCCUGAAGCGGAACACGGAGCGGGCUCUGUACGAGCGGAUCCGAACCUACGAACCGUGCGUGGUGGUCUCUGACGUCAUCAACAAGGUCUACAUGUACGCGGUUCUGAGUGACGAGCGCGUGUACCUGACGGAGUUCCCGCCGCGCGCGCUGACCGCCGCCGUGAGGCUCGAGCGCGUGCGCGACAUCGAGCUGGUGAACGACCUCCCAGAUUUCCUCAGUUCAAAGGACAGGGAGCGCUGUCAGCACAUACGGAUCACCUACGUCCCAGAAAGGCCUGCAGAGAAGGAACAUGAUUGGUUACAGAGGGAGAAGAGGGCGGGGCUUCCUCCUGUGGCCCCGCCCUCUCGCAGAGCCAGCCACUGUCCAAUCAGAACACACGACUUAAAAGGACAUCCUGCAGACAGCUGGUGGAAGAAAGAGGAGCUCCAUCCGGUGAUGAAGACGAGCCGCUCUGCCUCCUGCCCCGACCCGGAGACUCUGGGCCUCCCCAGAAUCCCUCUUCCUCAUCCUCUUCCUCCCUCGCCUCCUUCAUCACCGCCAGAGGAAAACCUGAAAACAGCCGAGAGCCGCCAGGUGACCCGGAGGAUCGGCUCCGUCCUGACCCGGCUGCUGAGGCGGGACCGAGCAGACUCCAGGGAAGAGAGGGACGCCGAGCUGCACCUUUACGUGGUUUCUCAGACCUCCACCCUGUACCUCCACCUGCAGAGCUGCUGGAACAGCUUCGUCAUCAAGUCGACCCUGCUCCUGGACCCGGACUACAGGAGGAGAAGCACGCCGUCGUCCGACUCCAUCAGCGCGGAGCGGACGGCUCACCUGUUCGCUCAGCUGAGUUCGGAGCUCCUGCAGGACGGCACCACCGUGGAGAACCUGUACCUUCUGCUGCAGGAGCUGAGGACGGCGGCUCACCGCAACGCCACGCUGAGGAGGCUCUUCUGGAGGUCUGGCGAGGCGUUCGUCUUCCUGGUUCAGACUCUGGAGGAAUGUCUUCAUGGCUGUCAGAGCCUCAGCAGAGUUUACACCACAGAUCAGCUCCUGCUGAGUACGCUGAUCGUCCAGACGCUCGCCAUCAUGUUCAGAGAGACGGAGGUGGAAGCAGCCAGGAGCAGCCUGCUGUUCGCCAACAGGGGGGCUCUGAUCUCCAGACUGCUGCUGGCCUUCAUUUGUGAUCCUGGCGGUGAGAAGCAGAGUCGAGGAUCCGCGUCUGACUCCGAGCUUCAGGCUUUGCUCUCAGAGUACCUGGAUGCUGCCUGCUCGCUGCUGUCUGAGCUGCUGCUGCUGGGCUACGAGACCCGCCGAUGUUUCCCCGGAGAGAACUUCGUGUCCGUGUCGUGGAUCCUGGGAGUCCUUCAGCCUCACCCCCACCUGCUGCCCUUCAUCCGCCACCAGGCCCAGAAGCUGGUUCUGGUUCUGUCGGACCAGAACGGGUCGGUUCUGAGCCCGGCGCAGUCCGUUCUGCUGUUCCAGCGCUGUCGCCUCCUGCUGGCCUGUCUGCAGUACAGCAACCAGCUGGCUCAGCACCUGCAGCUGAACUUCAGAGAGGAAUUCAGAUUCGCUGUGACUCCGUCCAGCGCCGAGGAGAAGCUGCAGCCUCGUUAUCCGAUCUGCAAACCGACUGCAAGACUCGUUCAGCGCAUCGUGACACUCAUCCAGCGCAGCUGAGGCCACAGGAAGCUAGAAGAUCACUCCAGAAACAAAACGCUCAGACAGAAUGUGACAUUAUCAGCGGCAGGAAUGAUGCUGCCGCUGCAGGUCCAAUAAC
Molecule: messenger RNA, 2013 nt
Organism: Poecilia latipinna (sailfin molly)
Lineage: Eukaryota; Metazoa; Chordata; Actinopteri; Cyprinodontiformes; Poeciliidae
Gene: cunh12orf56
Product: chromosome unknown C12orf56 homolog
Exons: 14
Coding region: 189-1913 (574 amino acids)
Source: RefSeq, a predicted model, not a curated record